Diceros bicornis minor is the source of this 6122-nucleotide messenger RNA. It is a transcript of the gene PPM1H, whose product is annotated as protein phosphatase, Mg2+/Mn2+ dependent 1H. Bases 59 to 1591 code for a protein of 510 amino acids. Gene Ontology annotation, biological process: protein dephosphorylation. NCBI's taxonomy places the organism in Eukaryota, Metazoa, Chordata, Mammalia, Perissodactyla, Rhinocerotidae. The record is from RefSeq and is a predicted model, not a curated record. The transcript is spliced from 10 exons. Gene Ontology annotation, molecular function: protein serine/threonine phosphatase activity.
CCCGCGCCGCGCCGCGCCGCCGCCUGCUCGCACCGCCGCCGCCGCGCGCCGGAGUAAUAUGCUCACUCGGGUGAAAUCGGCCGUGGCCAAUUUCAUGGGCGGCAUCAUGGCUGGCAGCUCCGGCUCCGAGCACGGCGGCGGAGGCUCGGACCUGCCCCUGCGCUUCCCCUACGGGCGGCCCGAGUUCCUGGGGCUGUCUCAGGACGAGGUGGAGUGCAGCGCCGACCACAUCGCCCGCCCCAUCCUCAUCCUCAAGGAGACCCGGCGGCUGCCCUGGGCCACGGGCUACGCAGAGGUUAUCAAUGCUGGGAAGAGCACGCAUAAUGAAGACCAAGCCAGCUGUGAGGUGCUCACUGUGAAGAAGAAAGCAGGGGCCAUCAUCUCAACCCCAAACAGGAACUCAGCAAAGAGACGGUCCUCCCUUCCCAAUGGGGAGGGGCUGCAGCUGAAGGAGAACUCGGACUCCGAGGGCGUCUCCUGCCACUACUGGUCGCUGUUCGACGGGCACGCGGGCUCGGGGGCGGCGGUGGUGGCGUCCCGCCUGCUGCAGCGCCACCUCGCGGAGCAGCUGCAGGACAUCGUGGAGAUCCUGAGGAACUCGGCCGCGCCGCCGCCCACCUGCCUGGGCGAGGAGCCCGAGGGCGCGCCGGCGCCCCGCACCCUGACCCGCGCCGCCUCGCUGCGCGGCGGCGUGGGGGCCCCCGGCUCGCCCGGCACCCCGCCCGCGCGCUUCUUCACCGAGAAGAAGGUCCCGCACGAGAGCCUGGUGGUCGGCGCCCUGGAGAGCGCCUUCAAGGAGAUGGACCUACAGAUAGAACGAGAGAGGAGUUCCUAUAACAUAUCUGGCGGCUGCACGGCCCUUGUUGUGGUUUGCCUUUUGGGGAAGCUGUAUGUGGCCAAUGCUGGGGAUAGCAGGGCCAUAAUCAUCAGAAAUGGAGAAAUCAUCCCCAUGUCUUCGGAAUUCACCCCCGAGACUGAGCGCCAGCGACUUCAGUACCUGGCAUUCAUGCAGCCUCACUUGCUGGGAAAUGAGUUCACACAUUUGGAGUUUCCAAGGAGAGUUCAGAGAAAGGAACUUGGAAAGAAGAUGCUCUACAGGGACUUUAAUAUGACGGGCUGGGCAUACAAAAUCAUUGAGGAUGAUGACCUGAAGUUCCCCCUUAUAUACGGAGAAGGCAAGAAGGCGCGAGUAAUGGCAACUAUUGGAGUGACCAGGGGACUUGGGGAUCAUGACCUGAAGGUGCAUGACUCCAACAUCUACAUAAAGCCAUUCCUGUCUUCAGCUCCAGAGGUAAGAGUCUACGAUCUCUCCACAUAUGAGCAUGGAGCCGACGACGUGCUGAUCCUGGCCACAGAUGGACUCUGGGACGUCUUAUCAAAUGAAGAAGUGGCGGAAGCACUCACUCAGUUUCUUCCUAACUGUGAUCCAGAUGACCCUCACAGGUACACACUGGCGGCUCAGGACCUGGUGAUGCGUGCCCGCGGCGUCCUGAAGGACAGAGGAUGGCGGAUAUCCAAUGACCGACUGGGCUCAGGAGACGACAUCUCUGUAUAUGUCAUUCCUUUAAUACAUGGAAACAAGCUGUCAUGAAAACGGCCCAGGGCAUUGGGAGGACAGCAAGGGAGAAAGCUGGGAUGCUUCUUGGCACGGCGGGCUGGGAAGGGCCCCAGCAGAGUUCCAGGGGACGCCACCUCUUCCCAGCCCAGGUGGGGAGUCUGCUGCCAAGAGGCCUCGGGCUGUGCUUCAAGAGGACUUUUAGGCUUCAGUUUCCUCUUUGCUAACAGGCCUAGAUACUCAACAAGAGCGCAACAGGAAGGCUGCUACUGAGUGCUGUAUUUCCUUUGGUUCCUUUCAUAGGCCUCCUCGGUGGUCGCUGCCUGUUUCGGGCACAUACAUCAGAUUUAUUUUGUCUAGAGUAGCUGGGGCAGCCGUUUUCAGGUAUAACUGGCAGAAGACUCUUCGGCCUGUCAAGCUGCCAACUUCUCUACGGGUUAAAAGUGCUGCAUUGGAAAGUUGGGGGUCACGCCUCGGAAAGUGUAAGCACCCACCUUCUAGUAAGCCUGAGAUUUAUUUCAGGGAACGCUAUCUGUGUGUGUGUGUGCACGUGUGUGUGUGUCUUUAUUCUUUUAUGGUGAUGGUGGGGUGAGGCGAGAUUUUUUCUUUUUUGAUACUCCUUGAAUCUUCAUUGUUUUCCUUCCAUAGAACAGGCUUGGACUUUCCAAACCCUUGCUGAGGAAUGUGUGUGUCAAAGUCUGGCCCAGGCUGUCCCCAUAUCCAGUAGCCCAGACCACCCAGGCAGCCUUCUGGAGAAGUGCCCUGGCUGAGAGAGGGCAGUCUUUGUUGUGUAACAAUUUGUACCUGAGUUGCAUUUUCUCACCAAAUCAGUGUGUUUUCAUGAAGAUAUGGGUGUUCGUUGCACCAACGGUUCCUCUCUUGUCUUUAAGGGUCCCCCUUGUGUGGCUUGAGGUUUCUCUCUGAGAGUCUGGGUUUUCGUUUCUGGAAUGGUUGGCCCUCCCCCACCUGCUGUGCCGUGGGGACACAGGUGAAGCAGUGUUUAAUAGAGCAGUUUAGGAAGUUCCCUGUAUCACUCAGUUCACCUCACCUCCUUUGAGAAGCGUUCCUCCAUUUUGGAUCAGGGUUCUGUGGGCCGUGACUGUCCCCAAGCCCACUCCCAACAAUGAGGAAACAUCAGAGUUCUGUCAAGAGCAGCAGUUCUACUCUCCUCAUCCUCUUUGGGCAAGUCCCACUCAGAAUGGCUGUUUGAUCAAAGUGGAUUUGAAGUGGGUUGACUGGUCAUUCUCAUGCUAUGUGCUCUGUUCUUUCUCCACGGAAUCACGUCCCAGCCACCCAAGAACUCAGACCCUGUUCCCACUGUCACUUCACCUCUGAGUGUUCCUCACAAGAGCAGCAGCGGCAGAAGCAGCGGACACUAGAUCUACCCGCUGCUUCUCUGCCGGGAGGGAUCACAAAACACAUUUUUAGACGGCACUUUUCUCUCUCAGGCAGACCACUGCUCUGCACUAGGGGGCCUUGUAGAGCAACUUCCAGUCUUCCUGCAGACCUGUGGUGUCUUCACCAUCUUGACAACUUUGUGUAAUUAAAACAUCCUUCCCACUCAAUAAAGAAAAAGGUCAUUGGUGUGAUCCCCAGAAAUGCUAGAGAGCCGAUUCCAGUUCUCACGUUUGUUUGAAUCCCUUCCCCAGAGGAGAGGAGAGAAACCUUUCCUCCGGGAGAGUUUAUUGCCUGCAUUCCUCGAGUUGUAGCUAUUUCCUUAGGAAAGGCCUGAAGCCUUCCUACUCAGGAAUGAAUUCAUCCACAGUGUGGAAACAAUGCCCUGUCUGGCCGGUGAAGUAUUGUGGGAGUUCACCCACCAGGUGUUUGCCAAAACAUUGCCUGGGAAGAACUGGACUACCACCAGGAGUCAUCUUCCUCUGACAGCUUCCCUCCUUCUUCAGUAAAUCUUAGCUACCCUGAACAUCUCUGUGGGGAGAAGUCUGUGGUAAAGCGUUUGCUUCUCCGGCACAAUAUGAUGCUAUGGGAAAACGUGCAGGCACCCUGCAGCAGUGUGGUCCACUUUCUGUUCCCGCGCUGGAUCUCAGAGUCACGUACACAUUGGAAACUUGAGAAAGUUGUUAUGGAGGACUGAUCCGCCACAAUCUUUGGGAAGCUGUCCUCACAAGCAAUCGCCUCUCUCCCGUGUUCCCAUUGCCUUUCUUUGUUUCCUUUCCUGGGCUUCUCGCUGGGUCCUACCUUGAGCUUCUCUAUCCAGCCACCAGAGUCAGAGUUUGGCUGUAGGCAUCAUAUCAAUGUCACGACAACCUUCUCAAUUCACCAAUUCAUUUACUGCCAAGGCAUGUUUCAGGAAAAACUCUGGAACCCCCUUAUUCACUUUACCCUAAAGUCUUGAGUAUUUAGUCCUGCUGGUUUUAGUUAAGAGAGGUAUCUAGCAAUUCUUUUCAUAAGCCCCCUUGGGUGGAAAGAUCUUACUAGCAAGCUGAAGCCAUGUUUCUGUUUGAGGGGUGGGAGGAAAACAACAAAGGAGAUGAAUGAAUCAAAUGUGGAAAAAUGGUUUGUUAAUGCCCGUAGCAGAUCUACUGAGCACUGAUAUUGCUCUGUGAAUUGAGCUUCCCUGCUUUUGGCCUUAUUUUUCACCCAGGCCCCAUGGCAUUCCAUCCCAGGGCAGCAACUGUGUCUAUAUAACGGGUCAGCCCUUGGAGUAUUCCUGGAAAGGUCAAAAGGCAACAUGCUCAAAAUUCUGCAGAAUAUAUUUAUACAUGGGUCUGAAAUCUUAUGUAACUGACUUAUAGCCAAAUCCGCUUGCCCUAAUGGCCUCAGAGGAAGUCUUGUUUAAUAAAAAGCUUUUGAUUUCCUAGUCAAGUCUUUAUGGUUGUCUUGGGGUGCGUGUGGCCACUUCCUCUAAUGAAAGGCUCUUUCAGUUCUAAACCUCUUUGCUGGGCUGGCCCCUGCUCUUCGGAAUAUUUGGAGACACUCUUUUCCUUAAAGGGAGCAAACUCGCACUCUAUCCACACUCUGCAGCAUUGUGCCAGGCAACACGCAAACCUUUGUUCUCGUAACACCUGAAAUCAGAACAGCGCCAGCAGCCAGAGGGGUGGAGGGUGUGUUCUGUGGUGGCCGUGCUUAGCCAACGGCUGUUCUUGGGGCGGGAAGGGAGAAGUGAAAGUGCUCAGCUGUCUAAAGCCAAAAAAGUGGGCAUUUUAGUUAUUUCCCACAGUAUACAGCUUUGGGGAAUUUGGGGUGUUUCAUUUUUUAAUUCCUAGUAACUUACCUCCUCCACGGGGCUGCGUGCAGUCAGCUGUGCUCACCCUCUGCUUCCUCCUCUGAGUAUUCACUCACUUCUCAGGAAGCAUCGUGAUGACUGUGGGCAGGGAUGAGAGUCCCAGUACUCAGGGCUGGCCUCAGAUCUUGGCCGUUCGGUGAGGGUGUUCAGUUUACCAAGAGCACAGGCAUGGAAACUCUCGGGAAAAAUCUCCCAGAUCUUUAAAAUUCCUAUUCUCCUCUUGAUCUCACCUCCUUCCUCAUCUGCCCAUCAACUUUAUUUAGAAGGCCUCCAGUGGUCAGUGUUUGCUUUCCACCACACUUUGAGGAUCUAACCUUUCCUUAAGUGACCCAGCGGCUCCAUUGUUUUCUGAGUGACUGUGUUAGGCUUUUAUGAGUCUAUUUUCAGUAAGUUAGUGCUUCUGGGACACCUGAGAAAGCAGUGAGAGUCAUUUUCUGUGCAGAGAACAACCGGGCUGACCCUCAAAGUUACCAGAUCUAAGAAAAUCGUGAAACAGUCUCUGGCCACAGGACAGAAUUUUACAUUAGGAACUUGGGUUUUUGAGGACUUAGAAUUGCAGAGAAAUGUUGCAGCCUGCACGCCAUAGCCCACCUUGCUGAGCAGACUUUGGUUUUGUGUGGGCGAUGUGGCUUCUGUGUGUAUACUGGGAUUUUUCAAAAGACACUAGCUGAGCAGCCGACUUGCCUCUCGUGUGAGCACCAUGGGGCUCUAUGUCACGUCUGAGGGCCAGUCUGCGAGUACUGCUCUUUGUAAUCUGCGAUGGUAUCUGUGUAAAUAGCUUUCAUUUUUCCUCUGCGUGUUAGAUGAAGUUUUGUUCAUGUAGCGACCAGGUAGACAGUGACCAAAUGAGGCUGUAAAUGUGCUGUUGUUUCCUACCGUGAUGUACUUGAAGGAGAACCUCGUGUCCUCCACUCUUCCAAUCUUCUGGAGUACUCUGUGUUUGUUCUGGUAGUUCUAAGGUUACUCUUUCUCUCCUGUUUUGCCUCCAUUUUGUUUGUUUCUUCUGGAGACCCUGGGAGGCCCCCAGUGGAGAUCAUUUGUAAGGAAUGUAUCAUAAGGUGUGGGUUUCCAAAAUACCCUACGUACAGUGAAUGAGAGGAAUCUGCCUGAAAAUGGUUUCAGAACUGUGUACCUUUAUGUUUGUGAUUGUGAAACCUUGACUUUUGUAACCCAAAAAUGAAAACUGUUCAGUAAAGGGGAUCUAUUUUGUGUGUUUUGAAACUUAGGUGCAAUGUUCCCUGGAAAAAGCUGAAGAAAUGUGUAUGCUUGAUGACAUUUUAAAAUAAAAAAUAUAUAUAUGUAUAUAGGACACCUUUAGCAAAA